AUGAAUAGAAAAAUGCCAAUAAUUGAAGAGUUUUAUUUUGUUAAGAAUAAUUCCCCUUUAAUCAUGCCAAUUGCAGGUGAUCCUUGUAAUUUGUUUCAUAAUACUAAUAUUGAUAACAUUUGUUCAAAGUAAAACCGAGAAGAAUAAUAUCUGAGAAAAUUUAAAAAUGUGAUGAUAGAAGAAGAUUAAUAAAAAUAAAAACUCUUGAUUCUCUAAUAGGAAUUAUCUUUGUAUUUUGAAACACUUAGAAAAUUUAAAUUAUGA
Paramecium sonneborni is the source of this 264-nucleotide messenger RNA. NCBI's taxonomy places the organism in Eukaryota, Ciliophora, Oligohymenophorea, Peniculida, Parameciidae. The record is from the annotation of a GenBank genome assembly.